Molecule: messenger RNA, 3668 nt
Organism: Myxocyprinus asiaticus (Chinese sucker)
Lineage: Eukaryota; Metazoa; Chordata; Actinopteri; Cypriniformes; Catostomidae
Product: armadillo repeat-containing protein 1-like
Exons: 7
Coding region: 322-1149 (275 amino acids)
Molecular function (GO): metal ion binding; protein binding
Source: RefSeq, a predicted model, not a curated record
GGAAGUGUUUCACGGGGUGCUAAAAGCUCCACAGAGAAUGACCAAAUAUACUUGACCAGAACCGCUGUCAUACUGAUUUUUAACUGGUUUCACUGACGUCGUUAUUGUUACGAGCAACAUUCAAUUUUUGUGUCCACCACCAGUUCAGUUUUCGGCGGGUUGCAUCCUUUGAUUUGAGGAGGAUCAUUUGAAUCGAGGAGCCGUCCUGGGCGUGUUGCUGUAAGGUUAUGCGUGGACAACAGUGCCACAACACACUCAGUCAGACAGACACAAGCUUUGAUCUGCGUGUUUUAUGUGCAUGGCCCUUGGUGUGGGAGCACCAUGAGCGGGGAGCCAGAUGCCUUGGCUGUGGUGAAUCAGCUGAGGGACUUAGCUGCUGACCCCCUCAACAGGCGAGCUAUUGUUGAAGAUCAAGGCUGCUUGCCCGGCCUCAUUCUCUUCCUUGACCACCCCAAUCCACAAGUCGUCUACUCUGCGCUAUUGGCGGUGCGCUACCUGGCAGAAUGCCGCGCCAACAGGGAGAAGAUGAAGGGUGAGCUGGGCAUGAUGCUGAGUCUGCAGAACGUCGUGCAGAAGGGCACGUCACCAGGCGAGACGAAGCUGCUGGCCUCUGAGAUCUACGAGAUCCUGCAGAACUCCAGCAGCCCGGAGGCCGAUCGGGCAGAAGCUGCCGCCUCGUGCCGAAAAAAAGCCCAGUUCUUCCUGGGAGCCACGAACAAACGGGCCAAAACUGUAGUGCUUCAGAUCGAUGGGCUUGAUGACUCGGCGAAGAGGAGUCUCUGUGAGGAGGCUCUGCUUAAAAUCAAAGGAGUCAUCAGCUUUACCUUCCAGAUGGCUGUGAAGAGAUGUGUGGUUAGGAUCCGUUCUGACUUGAAGGCAGAGGCCUUGGGAACUGCUAUAGCUUCAACCAAAGUCAUGAAAGCACAGCAGGUAGUGAAGGGGGAAGACGGAUCUGAGAUUGUAAUGCCAUUCCAAGAGGACUCGGAUGUGGUGGUCGAGCAGAACAUGAAUUUGCCGGAUUAUCUCCCCGAGGAAGAGAGCCCGUCUCAGGAGCAGCAUAAAGCCGUGACGCGAUUGGGCUCCGUGCAAGACGGUGUGAGCUGGCUGGGCACGGCCGCUAAUUUUCUGUCCCGCUCCUUUUACUGGUGACCCUGCAUGCCCUGCCCCACCUUUACAACCUGCCUUCGAAUCGCAAGACUGCUGAGCGCAACUCGCAAUAAACUUAUAACCGUGUUCUGACUAAAAAACGCCACGACAGGCGGCUGUAAACAGUACGCAAUUUAACCUACUCCGAAACUCACGUUAGCCCUGCAUACGCACCACACAAGACACUAAAUCCAAAGAGCAAUCGGGAGAAGUUCACAGAAAGCAUUACAUGUGUAUCUGCUCUCUCUUUGCUCUCCACUCACCUUUUUUGUUUGGUCGGGGUAUGGUUUCAAAACGUUUGGCCCCAGGUCUAUUGAGACUAAACAACCUUCAGAUCUUUGUCACGUAGCGGGACGGUUUGUAGUCGUGUGGGUCAUACAUUGAGUUUUUUUUUUUAAAUUUAUAUGAAUUUGGGUGCUUUCUUAUGUGUUCCAACCAUUCAUCUCAGCUUUCUUGUACAUUUUAAACAUCUUCAUUUGCCAAUUAUUUGAUAAUCCUAAUAUUACAUUAUCCAUCAGCACUUUUCAAAGCAUGCUGUAAUUUUUAUGCCUUUUUUCCCACCCUCUUUGAAUCCUUAUUCCUUUUGUGUGCCUUUACGAUGUAGCUUGUUGUGAUUCAUUCAUUUUAAAUCCUCUUGUUUGCUUCUUCUGAAGUUCUAAAGCCUUCUGAAGACAUAAUCUACUGUAUGUUUUAGGUUUGAAAUGUGUAGUGAUGGCUCAUUGUUACUCCUCUUUAAAGUGAUAGUAAACCCAAUAAUUAAAAUUUUGCCCUCAUUUACUCACCCUCAUGUUGUUCCUUUCUCUCGUUCUUCCAAGAAACACAGAUGAUGAUGUUAGGCUAAAUAGGGUUUCAUAGUAUGGAAAAAGACAUACUGAAAGUGAAUGGUGACUGAGGCUACAUUCUGCUUAAUAUCUUCUUUUGUGUUCCAUGGAAGAAAGUGAUACAGGUUUGGAAUGACAUGAGGGUUAGUAAAUUAUGACAGAAUUGACAUUUUUGAGGGAACUAUCCCUUUAAACACCAGCAAUGAUUGCUGUGCAGUAAUAAAAAUGAACGGUAAUACCUCCAGAAAAGUGAAAGCACCUCAGAAUUUCUGUUACAAUGUGUGUAAUAUUAACCCUCUUUGUUACAGCAUGUGCCAAGCACCAGAGUACCUUCUUUACACAAACCAAGUAUGUUUUAAAAUAGAUCAGAUCCUUUAUCAAUUCUUAAGCUUCAUCCAUACGUAGUUUUCCUUUAUCAGUAAAGGCAUGUUGACUAUUUAUAAAUUGCUUUUGUUUUUCUGUGUAUUCCUUACAACCAUGUUUUAUUCAGAGCUUUUCAUACACGUUCAUUUUAAGUGUGUGGUUCACCUGUUAGCCAAAUGCAUGAUCCAGUCAACUCUGAUUGGAUAUGUGCCUGUCAUCUUUGCAUGACCACCACCAAUCAGCACCUUUCUCUCUACAACAACAUCUUAUUAACCGUUAGAUUAUCAACUGACCUCACAUAUCACAUUCAGGAAGUCUGCUCAGGGAUGUGUGUACGAUCUCCCGCAGCUGAUGGUUCUAAUGUACAUUACAGUUUUACACUAAAUCUGGGUUUAAAGUUGUAUCACCCCUUGGUUGCAUUCAGUAUAGGGUGUGUUCCCAAAAGGAGACCUGCACACAUCGAUUUUAAAACACAAGUCUACAUGAAAAAUUAAGUCCGAAACCAUGUAUGUUAUCCCUAAAUUUAAAGAGAAAUUUCACCUUAAAAUGAACAUUUUGUAAUCAAUUAUUCACCCACGUGCUGUUCAAACCAUUAUGACUUUCUUCUGUAGAAUGUAAAAGGAGAUGUUAGGCAGAAUGACAAUGGGAAAAAUAUUCAUUGAGAGUGAACGGUGACUGAGGUGAUUCUGCCUAACAUCUCCGCAGAAGAAAUGAAGUCAUACGGGUUUUGAAACAACAUGGUGGUGAGUAAAUGAUGACAGAAUUCACAUUUUUGGUGAACAAUCCCUUUAACUCCUGUUUGAUUGAAUUAUCAUUCGUCAUCAGAUUUUUCCCUUAUUAUCCUGUAAGCCUUCAGUGGCUUUUUGUAAAGCAUCAGUGUUUGUGUCCUUUUGUAUUUUUCCUCUUUUGAAAUAAUUUGAACAUAUGUAAUUAGCGAUCUUUAAAUGACCGUAUAUUCUUUUUUAAAAAUAGCAUCAUGUUCACUUUGAUCAAAACUGAGGUGUUGAGACUUUGUUAUAAAGAUCGCAUUAGUGUACAGAAUUUGAAUAUGGUUGAAUAUGAGACAAGCCAUCAGUAUUAUAUUUAUGAACCAGAUCCAAAUUGCAUUUUCUAGUUUCUGUAUUUUAUUUUUUUCCCUUUUGUACUGUACAAACACUUCCUUGAAACAUUUUAAGCUAUUCACUCUUACUUAACAAAAGCAGAACCAGAGCCCAUGAUAGAUUUAGUAGCUUCUCAUGUACAGUGCAUAUUUGCUGUUAUAAACAACAGUUUUAGGACACACGAUUCUUGGCUGUUCACAGUAAUGACAAGGAUUAUUAAAUAGACAGUAUAAUUUUA